CCCAGCGCCCCUCUGCAGGAGCAGGCAGGACACAAUGGAGCCGUUUUAUCUCUAUGACCUUGGGCUCCUAACAGAAAACAAAGCUAUUCAAAGGAUCCUCUGCCCCAUGGCAGCACAGCUCUGCCAUCUGAUCCUCGCCCUGGAAUGGGAAGAUGGGAUCUGUCAGGCCUUUCCCAAUUUAGGGGACAAUGCGGAAAUAUUAUCCAAAGCCACAGGGGAACUCGCUUCUGUUGCAAGAAGGUUGGCUGAGGAGUCCAGCGAUGAGGUGUUCAAAGAGGAGAUGCAUCCUGCAGCCCAGUCCCUUGUCCAAGCCGGGAGGUGCGUUCUGCUGGUAGCCCAGAAGCUCCAGGUGCAGCCAGACAACCCUGGCCACAGAGAGGAGCUGGCUGUGUCGGCAAAGAGGGUCUUAACAGAGACAGUGAAGAUCCUUCAGAUUGAAGAUGCUGCUGGGACGAGGAGGAUAAUUCAGGCUGCCAGCUGGCUUUUGGAGUGCCUGAGUGUGCUGCGGGAUGCAGGGGAUAUGCCAGGACUGCUGGCUGCUUUCUGGACCUUUUCAGAGGCCUUGCUUCUGCUGAGCAAUCUGACAGCAAAGCACCUCGAGGAACUUGGAGAUUGUCCUCAACAGAAGAGCUUGGCCCAAACUUUGCAGCUGCUUCACAAGUGCAUUCCUUUGCUCCACGCAGCCAAGCACAGCGAUCUUAAACGCUCCUGGGGUCAGCGAGCCAACCUGUCCAAAGAUUAUGCUUUCCAGCUAAUGGAGAGCACCAUCAAAGAGCUCACUUCCCUGCUCGUCGACAAUACAGUCAGAAGGGAGCCAUGGGACAGAAGCGGGACCUUCUCCCAGCACGUGAGCAGGCUGCUGGCUCUCCUCUCUUCCCCAGACCCAGUGCAGCUCUCUGACAGUGAGCUCAGCGCUCACGUGGAAGCAGUCGUUUUCUACUGCAUGCUUCUGGCAGACUCAUCCAGGUCAGAUCUGAAGCUGGACCUGGUAAAGCAUUGCUGGGUUCUGCUACAGCUGAGGAAGAGCAUCUGCAGCCAUGUAAGCCAGGAGAAAGGGUGGUCAGGGCAAAGCUGGGGAGAAAGCAGUCUGGAGAAGGAAUUGCACACCAUGAGAGAAGAGGUAGAGACUCUCGACCAGGCAGUGCUCACAGCUACUCUGUGCCAAAUCCUUGACACCUUCUUUGUGGGUAAGGAGCCCCUGAGGCAGUUAGUUGAAGAUGCCCUUAGCCUUAUUGGUACAGGGUGUUUUCCAGCAGGACAAGGAGGAUUUUUAAAGAAACUUCAGCCCCUCGUUGCCACCUUCUUCACACAUGCCCAGCAGAUGCUCAGAGUGGCAGACUUUGUUCUGGCAAGGUGCACCAAAACGCAAACUGCUAGAGAAAUUGGAGAGUGGGUAGAGUAUUUGAAGAGACUCCUUGCCAGUCUCCCUCCGCUGCUUACAGAAAUGAGCAGAAACACAGCCCAGAUGAGAGCUGCUGAGCAACUGCAGUCCUUGCACCACACAUGGGCUGGAACAACAGAAAGCCUCUUGCGGUGUUUUGAGGAGACAGUCAGCAUGUGUGAAUUCCUUACGCUGUCUGUCCAGGAAAUGGCCAAGCACAAGGAAUGGUGUGAAAAGGCCCUGGAAAGUGAGGACCCCGAGGGGCUCUCUUGGCACGCAACUCGCCUCAUCAGUUGGGCUCGGUGGGUGGUUGAAGCUACCACCAGGUAUGUGGACAGAGCCACAGACCCCAUUUUCAGGAAUGGCUUGCUGGUUUGGGUUGAGCAACUGGCCACCUCCAUCCUUGAGCUGAAAGCGGUCACAGCCCCUUGUCCAGAGAGAAUCUCCUGCCUCCAAACUAGGGAUAUCUUUUCAAAGGUAGCGAGCUGCCUGAUGGAUUCUGCUCACCAUGUCCGAGAUGGGCUGGAUGGGUCCAACCACCCAGAGAUCCUCAGCCCUCUCCGAGAACAAGUGAGAAGCACUGAUGCUUCAAGGGCACUUGAACUCCACCCAUCCCGUGCUGGGCUAAAAAACAUGAUGGAUGAGGCUGCAUUGCAAGAAGACAUCUUAAGCCAUCCGUCUCCACAAGCAGAUAAUUUACACCUGGAUGCCAUUCCAAGGAAAGGAGAUGUGCACCCUGUCAUUACAGCUCUCCUAGCAGCAACGAGGGCCCACGAUAUGGCAGCUGUCAAUGCUGCUUGUGCCGCCUUGCUUGAGCUCUCCAACAGCUCUGUCGAAGCUGCAAAGGAGGCACUGCCUGUUGCUGAGUCUCCCCAGAUGGAGACACUGGGGCAGUACCAGAAGAUGGUGUUGUUGACACCAUGUGUUGUUAGUCUGGCCAGGGAAACAGCCUCAAGGCGGCUUUGCUGUCCAGGCAGGCUUCUUCAAAUGGCACUCACGCUCUCCGAAGGGAUCUGUAAGACACAAGAGUGCCUGGCAGCCAUGUCAGGCUCUUGGUAUAGUCUGUCUCAGCAGGUACUUGGCUUUAUCUUGUCUGCUGACUUCCUGAGCAGCAAACAGGCUUUGGACGAGACCAUGGUGGGUUUAGCAGGAAUGGUUCAGUUAGCAGAAGGCAUUGCAAGCACGGCCCGUAGUAAGGGAAAUCCCACUUCCCCUGACGUCUGGGAGAGCUUUCUACAGGUCCAAGCCAAGUUUUCAUGUGCUCAGAGGAACAACAAAGUGUUACUUGAGAAAGCAGCAUCCUUUGAGGGCUCCUGCAGGGUGGGAAAGGCCAGCCUGGAGCUGCAGUGUCUCCAGUGGGCCAUCAGUAUGCACGUCCUGCUGAGCUCUGUGGAUCAGUUCAUCGGCAGGGACGUCCUGUUCCUGAGGGAGCUGAGGAGCGCCAUGAACAAUGAGCUUUGCUUGCGGAGCCUCUUGGCUGCUGUGUCUGAGAACUCUCUGAGGCUGCAGGAGGCCGCCCGGCUUUCUUACCUGUCCUGCCCUGAGGACUGUGGUCGCAGUGAAAUCCUCGUGCUCAGGGAGGAGAUAAAGGUGCUAGUGGAAGCACUGCUGGAUGCCUCCAGUACCCUCUCGGUCUCCCCGCUGUCUACUGCCAGCUUGUACGUUCGCUUUGAGCUUCUGCAGAGAGACCUGGCCCUCAGGGCCAAGGCCUUAUUGCUCCACCUGGAGAAGGUCAAUACCAAACACCUGCAGGUCAUCCGCGAUGUCGUUGGACCAGCCCUGUCCUCUACCCCUCAAGAGGACGGGGAGAGGAGAAAAGAGGCCUUUGAAGAGAAGGCAAGUCGGUUAAUGGCCAACGUUCAGUGGGUCAAAACCACCCUCCAAGACAUCCUGGAGUCCAGUGCUCAAUUGCAAUCGCAGGCAAACCUGCUCUCCAUCGCAGACCACCUCCUGGUCCUCACGUCUGACGCAGUGGGCAGCGCCAGCCAGCUGUUCAACAGCCACCAGGACAAAGCUCAUCUUCACCUAGACAGUAUUGUCUGGUACUGGUCAGCAAAGGCCCACUACCUCAUCACACAGCUGCAGGCUGUCCAGGGCAUCGAUGAACACGUCCUGCAGCUCAUGAGACAACACUUGCAGAACACAGAGGACCAGCACCUUCCACGACGACACAACAGCCCAGCGAAGCUCUUCCCAGCCCGAGAGCUUCAUGCUCUGAGCCAUGCCAAGUCAGCAGAAACUUGCCCAAGCAGGAGCAGAGGAGGAGGUGGAGCUGGUACAGUACAUGAAAUGUUACUGUCUCAACAGCACAAGAGCAGUCCUCCCAGCGUCUCCCCUGCCAGCAGCCCUGUGAAGCACGAGAGAGAAAACAGAGACACAUGGAAGGGUGACCCUAGUAAGAUGUCCCAGGUCACCAAGGACAUGGCAACAAGGAUGCUUCACAUGACUCAGUUCCUGAGGAAGAAGGGUCCCAUCAUGAGCAAGGACCAGCUUGUUGCCUGUGCGAGGCAAAUGGCUUCUGAUGGCCAGGUGUUUGUUAAAUUUGGCCACAUCGUUGCGAAGCACUGCCUGGACAGGAGAUGCUCCACAGAGCUGCUGUGUGCUGCAGAGCACACCCACACCAUCAGCAGCCAGCUCAGCAUCGUGGCCAGGGUGAAAGCAGUCACUGCAGAGAGCAAGUCCUCUUCUGAGCUGCUUGUGAGCAACGCGCAGAACCUCAUUCAAGCAGUUUUGCAUGUUCUGAAGGCAGCUGAGGCAGCGUGUAUCAAGGGUUUGCGACAGCCCCUGCCUGACUCCGAAGAAGAAGAAGUAGCUGCUUUCUGCAUGCAUUGGAGAAAAACUCUGUUGUGGCAUAGAGCCAAGGAGUCUUUAAACUCAGACAGGGAUGAUUUAGGGCUCCGCAAGACUCAGGCAAGGGCUGAACCCACCCUGACAGCGAUGGUGCAAGAACAGUCACCUCAGACCAAGCAUCUAAAACCUGUUAAAGGACAUACAAUUAUGGAUCUCCACCUGUAAAACCAGGAAGGGGUUUCUGUUAGAGGGGAGCUGCAUGGCUAACUGGCCUUGCAGGAGGGCUGAGAGUGCAAAGCCUGAAAAGGCUGUUGUGUGCUGGCUGCUCCUCCUGUGGGAGACUCCACGCUGCAGAGACACUGCUUCCUUUUGGCCACGGAACGAAGAGAUGAAUAAAAUGAUGCCACACGCUAGUGUACUUCCUGAGAGGCCUCUCGUCCAGAUGGCACUGGAAGUUGAGUAAUAAGAUGUGAUACCAAGCCACAGAGGACACAGGAGCUGGGGAAGAGCUUUAAGACUCAGUCAAAGGGAAGGCACAGAGUUUCCUGUUUGGUAAAAUAUCAUUUGCCAAUCUUUGUUACCUGGCACAGGAGUCACUCUGAAACCAUUAUUCUUGAGUCAACAGCCACCAAGUAGGUCUACAAUUCUUUAUAUUUGUAUAAUACACACCCUCCUACAGCUGUGAGCCAGCUCUGGCUCUUUGUAGUCAAUCAGGCUUUUUUUUUUUCUUUUCUUUGGCAAACAUUGCUAUAGGAAAGAUAGCAUUUGAUGAGGUACCUUCAUCAUGUUUCUUUCAAUAACUGUUAGUUCCUCUGUGUUCCUCAGCACCCAAGAUGUGAACAGAAGGAUGUAGGAACACGCUUGUAGCAGCACCAGCAAAUCUGGGUGGAUGUGAGGAUCAGGGAGUUCUGUAAAUGACUGAAUUGCUCAUCUCCAGCACAAGACAGCCUCAGACCUGGGAGGUCUUUCUCAGGCCCUGAUCUUUAGCACACUAUCAAACUUUUUUUCAACCAUCACCUUUUUAGCAACUGUCACCUUUUCUUCUAAAGGUAGCAAUCCUAAAUGCUGCACAGGAAGGGCAGCCAGAGACAUAUAAUCCUGCAGAGGAUCCAGUGCACAGGUUGGAGUCCAUAUGUAAAAUAGGAACUCAGAGGAGAACAUGAAAAAGGCACUGCGAAAGCUGGAGGAAAGAACUGAAUGUGCAGGAAGGCUGAGGGACAGGAUCACUGAUUUUUGAAAUGUAAACCAGGACUUUA
Molecule: messenger RNA, 5427 nt
Organism: Calidris pugnax (ruff)
Lineage: Eukaryota; Metazoa; Chordata; Aves; Charadriiformes; Scolopacidae
Exons: 8
Coding region: 35-4396 (1453 amino acids)
Biological process (GO): cell-cell adhesion; cell migration
Cellular component (GO): adherens junction; catenin complex
Molecular function (GO): actin filament binding; beta-catenin binding
Source: RefSeq, a predicted model, not a curated record